AUGACCAAGUUAAUUCUUUCCACCGGGAACAUUGUUUCCGGCGGACCCUCCAUCAUCCGCAAGCCCGGAGCGUACCGGUCGAACCUGGAGCUGACCAACUCGCUCCGGAGCAACUUUCUGGCCGCACAACAGGCAGCAGCGGCCGAUAUUGAGGCCGACAUUGCCGCGGCCGAGGAGGACGAAGAGUAUCUGGCGACGGCCAGCGGCAACAGCGACAGUGAUGACAUUGGCUUCGGCAACGGCAGCGCCUACCUGCACGCAUUUGGAAACGGCACGGGCACCACCAGCAGCAGCAGCAGCCGGCGGCCACCGCUGGCGACGUGGACGCAGCGCGAAGGUUCGGUGCUGUAUGUACCGCGGCUCGACUGGACGGACGGCGGGGCGGUGACGGGGCUGUCGGAGGAGGCGUCACAGUACGAGACGACGGUGAAGCUCUUUUUUGUGUCGGGAGCGCAGACGGCGACGCCGGCCGAGCGGGGGGUGUUUGCCGAGGAGGCGCUGAGGCUGGUGUUUGGCGAGCUGGGCAUCAGCCGGGCAGACCUGCUGGUGAUCUCGUUUCCGGGCGGCGGCGAAGGCGAGGACGAAAGCGGCAGCAGAAGUGUGGCUCCUUCGGACAGCGACGACAUCGUGGCGGCCACAUGGGCAGCGACGGCCGAAGCACUGCAAGCCCAGGGCAAGGUGGCGCGGCUGGGCGUGGCCGAGUUUGGAGCGGCACAGCUCGGCCAGCUGCUCGACCGCGUGGCCGUGGCGCCGGCCGUCGAUCAGGUUAACCUGCAGCGCUGCUGCAGCGUGCCGCCGGACCUGGCGACGCUGGCCCGCCGGCACAACAUCGAGCUGCUGGUGCAUACCGACUGCACGGACGUGCUGCCGCCCGGCACGCUGCGCGAGCUGCUGGGACCUGGACUGCAAGGGGCCGGCGUGCUGGCGGGUGGCCCGGUCGAUGAUCUGCCGGCUGGCGACAGCGAGGCCCUUCGCGGCGACCUCACGCCGCAGUGGGUGGUCAAGUAUACGGCCGUGGUGCGCGACCGCGGCGUGAUCGAGAACAAGGGAUACUUUGCCGGUGCGUCGCUGCGGGCUGUCUGA
Messenger RNA from Grosmannia clavigera kw1407, 1083 nucleotides. Its product is annotated as gamma-cysteine synthetase regulatory. Gene Ontology annotation, molecular function: enzyme regulator activity; glutamate-cysteine ligase catalytic subunit binding. Gene Ontology annotation, cellular component: glutamate-cysteine ligase complex. The transcript is spliced from 2 exons. The record is from RefSeq and is a predicted model, not a curated record. The coding region runs from base 1 to 1083 and encodes 360 amino acids. NCBI's taxonomy places the organism in Eukaryota, Fungi, Ascomycota, Sordariomycetes, Ophiostomatales, Ophiostomataceae. Gene Ontology annotation, biological process: glutathione biosynthetic process.